AUGUAUUUAGAACAUAAUUUAGGAACGUUAUAUACGUGCUCGUAUCUCGUCAAUAAAGUUAUCAAAUCGUCAAAUUUGGUCAGCCAACGUUAUCUUACUGCUGCUGUUUGGACAGUUGAUUUUGGUUAUGAUAAUAAUGCUCGUCCAAGUCUUGAUCGUCUUGCAUCCGUACUUGAUGAUACGAAAAUAAAAAAGAUUUUUAUUUUUUAUUUUAGUACUAAUCCAUUAGUUUUUCUUGGUUAUUUAACAUCGGAACGAUUUAGUCGUGAUUAUCGAAGAUUAACUUCAGUUGCAAAAGAUAUUGAUCUAACAGAUAAACGAUCGAUGGAGGAAGAAAUGAAUUUUAGUAUUGGUUAUGCUCGAAUUACUCAUGGAAGUUUGACUGAUAGAGAAAUUGAAAUGGCUACAUUUAAGAUUCGAACAAGUGAAAAAUUUGAUGAUCAUUCAAUUUUAGUUACUGAUCCAUCAGUUGUUACUGAACAAUCAGUUCUUUUUAAUUCAAACUAG
Rotaria sordida is the source of this 507-nucleotide messenger RNA. NCBI's taxonomy places the organism in Eukaryota, Metazoa, Rotifera, Eurotatoria, Philodinida, Philodinidae. The record is from the annotation of a GenBank genome assembly.